Lycium ferocissimum is the source of this 749-nucleotide messenger RNA. Its product is annotated as glutaredoxin-C1-like. Bases 346 to 744 code for a protein of 132 amino acids. The record is from RefSeq and is a predicted model, not a curated record. The transcript has a single exon. Lineage: Eukaryota; Viridiplantae; Streptophyta; Magnoliopsida; Solanales; Solanaceae.
UUUUUUUUUUUUUUUCAGAGCAUUACAAGUGCUUACAUCUUAUCUUUAAUUAUCGUAGUCCUUCAUUAAUGAAACAUUUACUUCAACAUUAUUAUUACUUAAGUUCCAUUUAAUUCUCACGCACGCGUUAGCGACAAUAACAGACAAAUACCCCUUAUUCAUGAAAACAUCCUCUCCCUCUACACCUAUAUAUACCCUUCAACUUUAUCUUCUUUUCCCAUCAUUCCAACAGCAACAACAAUCCUAGGACACUCACUCACUUCUUCUUCAUCUCACUUGUAUUCAGUUUCUUGCUCCCUUUUUUUUUUCUUUACAUCUUAUUGUUCUUCAAUAUAAUUAACUACCAUGUAUCAAGCAGCAGAAUCAUCAUCUUGGGCUGGAAAUUACCACAAUGUACCAACCCGGCGAGGAUCAUCGUCCUCGUCGGACCCAUUGGAAAGGGUUGUGAGGCUGGCUUCAGGAAGUGCAGUGGUGAUAUUUAGCAUGAGCACAUGUUGCAUGUGCCAUGCAGUGAAGAGGCUUUUUUGUGGAAUGGGAGUGCACCCAACGGUGUACGAGUUGGACCAAGACCCUAAAGGCAAAGAAAUGGAAAGAGCACUUUCUAGGCUUCUUCGAAAUUCACCUGGUGUGCCGGUUGUAUUCAUUGGUGGAAAAUUAAUUGGAGCCAUGGAUAGAGUUAUGGCUUCUCAUAUUAAUGGUACUUUGGUUCCACUUCUCAAGGAAGCCGGUGCUCUUUGGCUUUAAUUAAG